CGCGCUUCUCGGGGGAAGCCUUCUGGUGACGUACACGACGGAUUCUCGAAAGUCGCGUGGGGCUGCGGAGUGUCAAGCGGACAGAGGAAGAAGAAGAAGAGGAAGAAGGUCGUCCAUUGAUUUCAUCUUCGACUCGGCCGAGCAGCUGCCGCCCGCUGCUUUGACGUUGGUGUCGGACCGGCCAUGACCCGCAAGAAGCCCGUGCGGCACAUCGCCGAGAUGGCACGCAAGAUCCGCGAGCACCGGGCCCUGAAGGAGCGUCCCCGCGACUCCCAGAAGUACGCCCUGGACUACGAGACCAUGACGCGGCCCUGGAGCGGGAAGCGCCUGCCGGUGCUGGCCUGGGACGACGUGCGCAGGGAGAGCCGGCUCUUCUCGCUGCUCUGCGGCCUGCGGCUCUUCGGGAUCGGCCGGCUCUUCACUCGCAAGUCGUGGCUCGGCCAGCAUGAGGAGCCCUGCUACUGGACGGUGACGAAGGUCAAGGUGGACUACACGGCUGAGAACAUGGACCAUGGAAGAGCCUGGGGGGUCCUGACCUUCAGAGGGAAGACGGACCCCGGAGUGACGGAGAUCGACAAGGUGAUGUACCACGACUGGCGCCUCGUCCCCAAGCACGAAGAGGCGGCGUUCAAAGACUUCACGGCCGUGACGGAGCCCACGGUGCGCUACGUGCGCUACCCCCCUCUCCUGCGGGCCAUGAUCCUCGCCCGGCAGGGUGGGCCGUUCACAGAGGAGCCGAUGGUGGACCUCCAGAGGAGCGCACACAUCUCUGAGGAGCACUUUAAAAGCGAGAAGAAAGCGCAGCCUGCGGACGAGACGCCGGUUUGAGACUUGGGGGCCCGCCUGGCCCACUGUCCUCGUCUGCCUGCCCAGCUUGUGCCCGCCUGAUCCUCAGUAAAGAGCUGUGCUCUCAAAGUGC
Erpetoichthys calabaricus (reedfish) is the source of this 919-nucleotide messenger RNA. RefSeq names its product mitochondrial ribosomal protein S34 (gene mrps34). The coding region runs from base 184 to 828 and encodes 214 amino acids. Gene Ontology annotation, molecular function: structural constituent of ribosome. Gene Ontology annotation, cellular component: mitochondrion; mitochondrial small ribosomal subunit. The transcript has 4 exons. The record is from RefSeq and is a predicted model, not a curated record. Lineage: Eukaryota; Metazoa; Chordata; Cladistia; Polypteriformes; Polypteridae. Gene Ontology annotation, biological process: mitochondrial translation.